Ictidomys tridecemlineatus (thirteen-lined ground squirrel) is the source of this 2626-nucleotide messenger RNA. NCBI's taxonomy places the organism in Eukaryota, Metazoa, Chordata, Mammalia, Rodentia, Sciuridae. The record is from RefSeq and is a predicted model, not a curated record.
GUUUAAAUUGAUAAUAUGAAGCUUUAAAGAAUCUAAAUAUAUGAAGAAAUAUUUUCUACUUUUGUGUUUCAUGUAAAUAGAGUUAUUUUCUACAGAGAGGAUGUACCCAGUGCUUUUUAGAUAUUCCUUCAGUCCUCUGGUAGAAAAUGUUGUUAGCCCAGAUAAAUCGGGAUUCUCAAGGAAUGACAGAGUUUCCUGGAGGAGGAAUGGAGGCUCAACAUGUUACCUUAUGCCUCACAGAAGCAGUAACUGUGGCAGAUGGUGACAAUUUAGAAAAUAUGGAAGGUGUAAGCUUGCAAGCAGUAACACUUGCAGAUGGCUCUACUGCUUACAUACAACACAAUUCUAAAGAUGGGAAGCUCAUUGAUGGCCAAGUCAUUCAGUUGGAAGAUGGUUCUGCUGCCUAUGUUCAACAUGUGCCCAUACCUAAAAGUACAGGGGACAGUUUGCGUCUAGAGGAUGGUCAAGCAGUGCAGUUAGAAGAUGGAACCACAGCAUUUAUUCAUCAUACCUCCAAAGAUAGUUAUGACCAGAGUGCAUUACAGGCUGUUCAGCUGGAAGAUGGCACCACAGCCUAUAUCCACCAUGCAGUGCAAGUCCCGCAGUCUGACACCAUCUUGGCAAUUCAGGCCGAUGGGACAGUGGCAGGGCUUCACACUGGCGAUGGCACAAUUGACCCUGACACUAUCAGUGCUUUGGAACAGUAUGCAGCAAAGGUGUCCAUUGAUGGAAGUGAAAGUGUAACAGGUACUGGAAUAAUUGGAGAAAAUGAACAAGAGAAAAAAAUGCAGAUUGUCUUACAAGGACAUGCAACAAGAGUAACUGCUAAAUCUCAACAGAGUGGAGAAAAAGCAUUUCAAUGUAAAUAUGAUGGAUGUGGAAAAUUAUAUACAACAGCUCAUCAUCUCAAGGUCCAUGAACGGUCACACACAGGAGACAGGCCUUAUCAGUGUGAACAUCAAGGCUGUGGGAAAGCUUUUGCAACAGGUUAUGGAUUAAAAAGUCAUGUCAGAACUCAUACAGGAGAAAAGCCAUAUCGGUGUUCAGAAGAUAAUUGUACCAAAUCUUUCAAAACAUCAGGAGAUCUACAGAAACAUAUUAGAACUCAUACAGGAGAAAGGCCCUUUAAGUGUCCCUUCGAAGGCUGCGGUCGGUCCUUUACAACAUCAAAUAUCAGAAAAGUGCAUAUUAGGACACAUACAGGAGAAAGACCUUAUUAUUGCACAGAACCAGGAUGUGGGAGGGCAUUUGCCAGUGCAACCAAUUAUAAAAAUCAUGUGAGGAUACACACAGGGGAAAAGCCAUAUGUUUGUACAGUUCCUGGGUGUGACAAAAGGUUUACAGAAUAUUCUAGUUUGUACAAACACCACGUCGUUCACACUCACUCCAAACCAUACAACUGUAAUCACUGUGGUAAGACAUACAAGCAGAUCUCCACGCUGGCUAUGCACAAACGGACAGCCCACAAUGACACUGAGCCCAUUGAGGAGGAGCAAGAAGCCUUCUUUGAGCCUCCCCCAGGUCAAGGCGAAGAUGUUCUUAAGGGGUCCCAGAUCACAUAUGUUACAGGUGUAGAAGGAGAUGAUGUUGUAUCCACACAAGUAGCCACAGUAACCCAGUCUGGGUUGAGUCAACAAGUUACACUCAUAUCCCAGGACGGGACCCAGCAUGUCAACAUAUCUCAAGCUGACAUGCAGGCCAUUGGUAACACCAUCACAAUGGUAACGCAGGAUGGCACACCCAUCACAGUCCCUGCUCAUGACGCAGUCAUCUCUUCAGCAGGAACACACUCUGUUGCUAUGGUCACCGCCGAGGGUACAGAAGGGCAGCAGUUCAUCUAUUUCCAAAUCAAAGCUGUGCCAGCUUUACAAAACAAGUUGGGAAGUGAUUUCUUCAGUACAAUUUUCUGUUUGUGUAAGGUUGCAAUUGUUGCUCAAGACCUGGCAGCAUUCCAUACAGCCUCAUCAGAAAUAGGGCACCAGCAGCAUAGCCAUCAUUUAGUAACCACAGAAACCAGACCUCUGACCUUAGUGGCAACAUCCAAUGGCACCCAGAUUGCAGUUCAGCUUGGAGAACAGCCAUCUUUGGAAGAAGCCAUUAGAAUAGCAUCUAGGAUCCAACAAGGGGAAACGCCAGGGUUGGAUGACUAAUCCUCAAAACAAUGAAGCAAUAAAGUAGAAGGAGCCUUUCAUCUUGUGGCAGCAGAAAUCCCAUCUUCUGGCAGCAGAAAUGCCUGAAGCCCCGGGCCCUGGAAAACCAGUUUUCCAUUCCUGAUACACUGUACACAUUUUUAUGCAAGAGUGGAGAACAUUUUAUUCUUGACACUUUUGUGUAUAUAACCCUUGGAAUAGAUUCCCAAAGUGAUUCAUUGUGUACAAGGAAGUAUGAAAUUAGGGCAAUACAGUAAAUUUUCAUGUUACUCUUUUAUCAGAUCACAAGCUCCUAGAACCCACUUGCAAGACCAGUGAAGUCUUUCGGAGUGUUAUAAUGGAUUAUUAACUUACUGUGAAAAAAAUAAAAAAUAAAGCCUGUAUCUAAAAUGUCAAGGUUCUACAUGUCAAACAAUCAUAUUUCCAAAAGCCAUCAUGGUCAAUAAAGGAUGUAAAGCCUUCAGAUAUUUCCCUGA